Acanthoscelides obtectus is the source of this 890-nucleotide messenger RNA. NCBI's taxonomy places the organism in Eukaryota, Metazoa, Arthropoda, Insecta, Coleoptera, Chrysomelidae. The record is from the annotation of a GenBank genome assembly.
CGGGAACUUGGCCGCUACCUCUGUCAACUGUUUCGUUGAUUCUUAAAAACAUUCCAUUAGUUAAAAUUCUUUCAGAAGCGGGAUUGACCCUGAAUCUGUGACUGUUGCUGUGAUACUACGUGUCAAAUCGGUGAAGUGUUAUCAAAUUCGUUCUUGCUUUCGUACGCUUAAAAUUCGUACUUUCGGAAAAACGUUCCACAACAUGGGUUGGAUGACGCUGAAAGCCCAUCUAAAGGAGCUGUUCUCCCACAAACUGGAGGGAGAGUCGGUGACACGCGAACGAAAAUUGUCGGCGGUUUCCACCGGUAGCUCCAAAAAUAAAUGGCUGAAGGCUUUCAAGAGCCUUAAAACUCCUCCCCCUGAAGCCGAAAAACCAAAAAACCAAAUGUACCAUGCAGUAUCUACAAUAAUGUCGAUGAGGAAAAACGGGGCAGCAGCCACUCGAGAGCUACUCAAGGGUGACCCAGAUGCUCACAAUUUUCAGGAAUAUACUUAUAAGAAGAUAACCCCUUGUGAUAUCUGUUCUCAGGUAUUAAGAGGUCACACGCGCCAAGGCCUAAAGUGCAGAAUCUGCAAGAUGAAUGUCCACGUGGACUGCCAAGGGAAGGCGUCCAAAUGUCAAACGAAGGCCAGACUCUUAAGGCGGCAGAAGUCCACAUCUGAAAUCGAAACUAGGGUGCCAGAACCCAAUGCUGAGGAUGAAAGGAGAUCUGCUUCACCGUAACAUAUUCCAUGUUACCAACCAGUAACCUAGAUAUUUGAACAUUUUCCAUCCAAUGUUUAUUUCAGCUUUGAAAUUUUAUUAUAAUUCUGGACGAAGUAAUCAUAUAUUUCAUGAUUCCAUAACUAAACUCCAAAAGAAACAGAACAGCUAUUCUUCAUCAAUGUGC